AUCGUCGAAGACCUGGAGAAGCAUUUGUAUGAUAUUCGUAUAGUGUUGUACGGGGAUACUGAGACGUUCCCGAACGCAGACGCUGUGACUCUCGUGGGAGCAGAGGUGUUUAAGGGGAAUUUCUUGGAACUUCUCAUUAGGAACAUUGGUUCCCUGUCUCUUGAUUCAAAACGGUAUGCGGUGCAUAUCAAUGCGAGCCUGCAAAAGAGGCAAAUUCAAAAUCGCAUGGUUGCGGGCGAGUACCUUAUGCAACACACGGACCUUGUGGACCUUCUCAUAAAAGGAUACGAGGAUCCAGUUCUGGCACUCUACUACGGCUUGAUACUUCGGGAAUGCAUUCGCCACCAAUCGGUUGCAAAGUACGUCUUGGAGAGCAAAGACUUUUUCAAGUUCUUCCACCAUGUCGAACUACCAAGUUUUGAAGUUUCUUCUGAUGCUGCUGCAACAUUUAGGGAGCUCUUGAUGCGACACAAGGCCACAGCAGCUGAUUUUGUAUUGAGGAAUUAUGCCAAGUUUUUUGAAGCGUACACCAAGUUGUUGCAGUCAUCUUCCUACAUUACGAGGCGUGUUGCAACCAAGCUUUUGGCAGACAUGCUUCUGGAUCGUGCCUAUGUCAUGGUGACCUUGAGAUUUGCGAGUGAUGUCAACAACCUGAUUGUAUCCAUGAACCUCCUGAGGGAUACAAGUAAAGUGAUUCAAGUUGAUGCGUUUCACAUCUUCAAGGUGAUUGUGGCCAACCUGAAGCAGCCACAAGAUGUUCAGCUGAUCCUUCUUAAGAACAAAGAUAAGCUGCUUCGUUUCCUGCCAGCCCUGACACUUGAGAAAGGAACAGAAGCAG
Closterium sp. Naga37s-1 is the source of this 838-nucleotide messenger RNA. The record is from the annotation of a GenBank genome assembly. Lineage: Eukaryota; Viridiplantae; Streptophyta; Zygnematophyceae; Desmidiales; Closteriaceae.